GUGAACAGUUGUAAUGGGAAUUUCCGAGCUAUACAGGAGAAGCUGGAAAUGAUCAGCCAGGAGGCUCAGGCAUUGAAACCACAGUGCUUGUCGUUAAAAGAUGAUGUGCAGCAAAGGAAGAAGUCCUACAAUGAAUCUGAGGUCACUUUUAAUCGGUACAAACUGGAAUUCAGACGACUGGAAAGGGAUGCACAGCAGCUGCAGAUGCGCAUUGAAGAGUUGCAGAACAGUGCUGAUAAUACUUCAGAAGAAGAAAAGAUGGAGAGACUGAGACAAAUAGAACUGCUGAAACAUAAUGUGAAGGAACUAAAAGCUCAAGACGUCACAACUACUGAGCAGAUGAGCCAGUUCCAGCAUGCAAUAUACAGGGACAAAGAAGAGCAAAGCAAUCUGCUUAAUAAAGAGCGGGAUCUAAAAUAUGGGAUCGAUAGACUGAAAAGGCAAAUAAAGGAAUUUCAGGACAGCAAAACAGACAGACUGAAGAGAUUUGGACAAAAUAUGCCAUCUCUUUUAGCAGCAAUUGAUGAGGCCUACAGACAGGGUCGUUUCAGGAAAAAACCCAUUGGACCAUUGGGUUCUUGCAUUCGUCUAAAAGACCCACAGCUUGAUCUUGCUGUGGAAAGUUGUCUGAAGUCCCUGCUCCUUGCUUUCUGCUGUGAUGAUAAUCACCAAGAUGAGAGAACUCUGCAAAAUCUGAUGUCAAGGGACUUCCCACAUGGUCAUCGACCAUCGAUCAUUGUAAAUGAGUUCCGAGACCGAGUUUAUGAUGUCUCACAACGUGCCGUUUACCAUCAUAAUUACCCAACCGUGUUCACUGCUUUGGAGAUUGAAAACCCUGUGGUCGCUAACUGCCUGAUUGACAUGAGGGCAAUUGAAACAGUGCUGCUCAUUAAGAAUAAUAGUGAGGCGCGAGAGAUAAUGCAGAAGAGACAACCACCUAGAAACUGUAGAGAAGCUUUUACUGCGGAUGGAGACCAAGUGUUUAAAAACCGCUACUAUUCAUCAGACUAUUUCAGAGCCACAUACCUAAGCCGAGAUGUGGAAGUGGAAAUUGGUCACUUGGAAGGAGAAGUCCAAAAUGUGGCCUCCCAACUAUAUACAAUCCAGCAAAGAGUUCUUUCCUUAAAAAGCGACAUCAAGAAAAAUGAAAACCUUCUACAACAGCACCAUGGCACAAAGAAAAUGAUACAGGACCAGCUCAGAAAAGCUAAUGCUCGUAUAACAGAUCUGGAAAGUGUAGAGGAGCCACCAUCUAUUGAUAUUUCAACAUUGGAAAAUGAAUUGCAGGAAGACAAGAGAAAAAUUGAUCUGGUGAGAUUUGAGAUGGAGAAGGAGCAGAAGAACAUGGAACACCUAAAAUCUCUGUUUGUGACUUCUGAGUUUCAGUAUGAGAACGUAAAAAAGAAAAUCAGUUCUGUGUCUGAGUUGGCAGAUCCAGUAAAGGAAGAACUCCAUAAAGCGGAGCUGGAGGUAGAUAAUUGUAAGCGUCAUAAAAAGCAUUAUGAGGAAAAGCUCCGCCAGCAUUUACAGGGAAUAGAGAAAAGCAAGCGUGAAUUGAAGGCCAAAGAAAGCGACUUGGAGGGUAAAAUCUCUCAAGCAAAGCAGAUUUAUCCUGAGAGGAUUGAAGUCACUCGAAGUGCUAAAAGUCUGGAUGCAGAAAUUAACAAGCUAAAAGCAAAGAUCAACUCGGAACGCGAACUUCAUGGAAAUCGAGAAGUGAUUAUAAAAGAAUACCAUGCCUCUAAAGAGAAAUAUCAGGAAAUGGAUAGUAAAGUUAAAAAUCUUAAGAAGUUUGUUAAACUGUUGGAAGACAUUAUGACACUGCGUUAUAAGAUGUACCAGCAAUUCCUCAGGUAUCUCAGUUUGCGAUGCAAGUUUUACUUUGACUCCUUACUCUCCCAGCGAGCCUACUCCGGGAAGAUCUCAUUUGACCACAAGAAUGAGACACUCUCUAUUACCGUCCAGCCUGGGGAAGGAAAUAAGGCUUCAUUAUCUGACAUGAGGUCUCUCUCUGGAGGGGAACGAUCAUUCUCAACUGUUUGUUUUGUUCUAUCUCUAUGGUCAAUUGCUGAAUCACCUUUCCGGUGUCUGGAUGAAUUUGAUGUAUACAUGGACAUGGUGAAUAGGCGGAUAUCAAUGGAUAUGAUACUUACCAUGGCAGAUUCUCAGAGGUUUCGCCAGUUCAUUCUUUUAACCCCUCAGCAUAUGAGCUCCCUCCCAUCCAGCAAUCUCAUCCGAAUUCUUCGAAUGCAAGAUCCUGAACGAGGACAAACCACAUUGCCUUUUUUGCCAAGAAGCCAGCAAGAUGAAGAAACAGAAGAUUAA
Staurois parvus is the source of this 2325-nucleotide messenger RNA. Lineage: Eukaryota; Metazoa; Chordata; Amphibia; Anura; Ranidae. The record is from the annotation of a GenBank genome assembly.